AUGAGAGGAAUAUCUGCCACGAUUGGCUCGCCAGAACAGAAUAUCGUGCUUUUACCUUGGGCAGAGCUGAACAAUACUUGGAUCUACGAUGAUCAACCGUACUGCGACAAAACGGUCAUAUGGAAUGAUCAAAUUUGCCAGAUCAGAAGAGGUGGAUUCUAUGAUGAGGCCAACUCGACAUCGUUCACAAAAGCAAGCGACAUCGGAGAUGCUGGAGGUUCCACGAACGAGGUCUCCUUCCAGGGAGCGGAGUCUGGGAUCAAGAAGCUCGUCGCAACCGGACUCGCUGGUACCGAUAAUCUUACUCUCGAAGGAGCACCGACAGUAGACGACCUACCGAUUGGCAUACCGCGUCUCAAAUGGGAUGCAGGUUAUACGAUGCUUCACCCACUCGGUCUCGGAUCCAACUCGACCUACCUAAACGCUCUCAAGGAAGCAGGUAAGAUCAGUUCACGAGUAUGGUCCAUCUUCUGGGGACGGAUGUGGGUGAAGACUCCCAUCGAUGGUUCUUUGGUAUUGGGUGGAUAUGACGAGGAAAAGGUUAUUGGAGCGAACUACACAGCACCGCUUCGAUAUGACGACUACACGGGAACUGCUGGAUGUUGGACUGGGAUGAAGAUUACCAUCUCCGAUAUCCGAGUCAACUUCCGUGACGGCUCUGAUGAGAGCAUAUUCCCAUCUAACACAGCGCUGCCCUGUUGUAUUGUUCCUCAGAGACAGCUUCUUCUUGAAGCACCUGGUGCAUAUGUCUCCAGUUUCGAAGAGGUGACGGGAACCAACCAUACAGAGAAUUCGUAUGGUCUUCAUUGGUCAGCUCGUCUGAUCGAUGCUGACAAGGCAUUUGAUGGUGACAUCACUUUCCAUCUUAACUCUGGCAUGCAAAUCAGGGUCCCAAACGACCAAUACAUCGUACCUUUUGUCGACAUCGAACGAAGCGGCGCUCGAGUUGUCAAACUAAAAACGAAGGAACUUCUGAUGAAUGGCGUUGCAGACCAGCCUGCCACUCUGGGCCGUUACUUUCUCACCGCGGCAUAUCUCAUGGUCAACCAUGACGCAGGAACUUUCACGCUAUGGCAGGGCAAUCCGACGCAAAGAAGCAAGCUUGUGCAAGUCUACGAUCAAAAGACUGCUGAUGAAUGUGGAAAGGAUGGCACCGGUAUAGUCCAGCCCACAGUUAGUGCUGGUCCGGACGAUGAAGUCAAAGAAGCGGCAGGUCAAUCAGAUGCGUCUCCGUCUUCGCCUCCAUCUGGGGCAGUCAUUGGCGGCGCAGUAGCAGGUGCUGUGGUAUUGAUAGCAGUGCUAUGCCUGGGAGCUUUUUUCUUUCUGAGACAGAAGAGGAAGACAGUCACGGAACAAGAGUCAUCUGCACCUCCUGAGUAUGUGCAUUACGAUAAAGCUGGAUUUCCAGCAUGGCUUCCGUCACAGGAGGUGGCUGGAUGCAAGCCAAUGCCUGCAGAAGUAGAGGGCCAGUCCCAUUUUGUAUAUGAGUUAGAUGGUGAUGGACAUGGGUCCCGACGGUAA
This is a messenger RNA of Fusarium coffeatum, 1521 nucleotides long. RefSeq lists its product as uncharacterized. The record is from RefSeq and is a predicted model, not a curated record. The transcript has 3 exons. NCBI's taxonomy places the organism in Eukaryota, Fungi, Ascomycota, Sordariomycetes, Hypocreales, Nectriaceae. Bases 1 to 1521 code for a protein of 506 amino acids.